AGAAUACCUUUAUACAAAAGGUACAAUUAACUCAUCAAAAACUGUACUUAAAGAAAAUCAAAUUACAAUGCUAAAUAUGGGCAUUUCAAGGUGCUCAUCAUCAAAACUUGUAAUAUUAUUGUUUUCAUUCCUACUCUCCAAUAUUUCAAUGGCAACCUCAGUUCCUGAAGACUUUAUCCCAUGUCUUCUAAGCCAUGCCAAUCCUUCCCAUCCGAUCUCACCAGCAAUCUUUUCUCCAACCAAUUCUUCCUACUCCUCCGUUCUCCAAUCCUACAUUCGAAACCUCCGGUUCAACGAGACCACCACACGAAAACCAUUCCUCAUCAUCACAGCAUUGCAUGAAUCCCAUGUCCAAGCCUCCAUCAUCUGUGCUCAGAAGCACAACCUGCAGAUGAAGAUCAGAAGCGGAGGACACGACUACGAAGGAGUUUCGUACGUGGCCGAAGUCCCGUUCUUCAUCCUCGACAUGUUCAAUCUCAGAUCCGUCAACGUCGAUAUCGAAUCCGAGACUGCAUGGGUUCAAGCUGGGGCUACUCUGGGCGAAGUGUACUACAGAAUAGCUGAGAAAAGCAAAAUACACGGUUUCCCAGCAGGAGUUUGUCCGACGGUCGGUGUAGGAGGACAUUUCAGCGGCGGCGGAUAUGGAAACUUGAUGAGGAAGUAUGGUCUUUCUGUCGACCAAAUAGUGGAUGCUCAGCUGGUUGAUGUCCAUGGCCGUCUUCUCGACCGAAAAUCCAUGGGAGAAGAUCUUUUCUGGGCCAUUACUGGUGGUGGUGGAGCGAGUUUCGGAGUCGUUCUCGCCUACAAGAUUAAUCUCGUCCGCGUUCCCGAAAUUGUUAGUGUUUUCCGGGUUCCAAGAACUUUGGAACAGAACGCAACAGAUAUUGUUUACCAUUAUUUGCAAGUGGCGGAUAAGCUUGACGAAGACUUGUUCGUCAGGCUUACCUUAGAUGUAGUGACAAACAAUCAAACGGGAAAGAAAACAGUAAGAGCUUCAUUCAUAGCCAUGUUUCUUGGAGACUCGGAGAGAUUACUUUCGGUGGUGAACAAGAGCUUCCCACAACUGGGUUUGAAUAAAUCGGACAUAAUUGAAAUGAGCUGGGUUCAAUCCGUUCUUUUCUGGACGAGUUUCCCACUUGGAACUCCCGAGAAUGCUUUGCUUUCUCGAACCCCACAAGUUCUUACCCAUCUCAAAAGAAAAUCAGACUACUUGAAAAAACCAAUCCCAAAAGAUGGUUUGGAAUUUAUUUGGAAGAGAAUGAUCGAAUUGGAAACACCCAUGUUGACAUUCAAUCCGUAUGGUGGGAAAAUGGCUGAGAUAUCUCCUACUGCUACUCCGUUUCCUCAUAGAGCUGGUAAUUUGGCGAAGAUUCAGUAUGCAACGAACUGGGAUGCUUCAGGAACUAAAGCAGCGAACCAUUAUAUUGAUCUGACAAGGAAGCUUUAUGAGUAUAUGACUCCCUUUGUGUCUAAGAAUCCCAGGGAGGCGUUUUUCAACUAUAAAGAUUUGGAUUUGGGAAUCAAUCAUAAUGGUGAUGAGAGCUAUGUGGAAGGAAGGGUUUAUGGGAUUAAAUAUUUUAAAGGUAAUUUCAAUAGGUUGGUGGACAUCAAGACUAGAGUUGAUCCUGGUAAUUUCUUUAGGAAUGAACAAAGUAUUCCUACCCUUCCUAAGUAAGAGAAAGGUUUUAAAUACAGGGAAAAGAACUAUUAUUUGUCAUGUUAUAUAUCAGAACUAUUAUUUGUCAUGUUAUAUAUCAGUUUAUUGGUUUCAUCAUGUAGUGGUAUUUUGAUUUCAUUGUAUUUAUAUAUAUAUAUAUAUAUAUAUAUAUGUAUAUAAUUAUUAUUUGUCAUGUUAUAUAUCAAUUUAUUGGUUUCAUCA
Molecule: messenger RNA, 1879 nt
Organism: Ziziphus jujuba (common jujube)
Lineage: Eukaryota; Viridiplantae; Streptophyta; Magnoliopsida; Rosales; Rhamnaceae
Product: berberine bridge enzyme-like 8
Exons: 1
Coding region: 68-1675 (535 amino acids)
Molecular function (GO): oxidoreductase activity; FAD binding
Source: RefSeq, a predicted model, not a curated record